AUGUCGCUUCACUACCAGAUCGCCCGGCAGCCCGACAACGUCAUGAAUUUUCGGAUCGCUGGGGCCUGGGAGCCCGUGACUGAUGUGACCGGAGGUGACGGUAACGGCCCAUCACGCUCAUCGCAUCGGCGGAUGCCCUUGCUUUUCGAAGGAAUCUUGAUGACUUACCUCGGACUAUAUCUUGAGGGUGAACACUCGGACCGACACCCCGAGUGCACAUACUCACUGAACAAGCUUCUCAGGGGGGCAAGGUCAAUGCCAAAUUUCUCCGCCAGCAGCCUCAACAAGGCCUGGCCGCUAUACCAAGGAGCACCAGGACUUGGUCUGACAAAUUCGAGCACACCGUACGCAAGGUGUUGCUCGAAUCCGAACUGUGAUGCGACGACGCACACGUCAAAGUCGUGGGGCUGGCUGCCAAACGAGACGGAAAAGACAGAGGACAAUGUCUUAUGCACCACAUGUCUUGUGUAUUGGAGACGAAAGGGCAAGAUGCGCAACGCCAAUGACCACGCAUACAAGCUGAAGACCGGCCGCGCUGCCAAGGUCUACAUCUGCUCGAAUCUCCUGUGCGGAUCCGACAAGGUUGAUAAGAAUUGGGGCUUCUGGGACGGGUUUGAGGGUCGCAAAGACAUCAACUCGAUCCUAUGCCGCCAAUGUCGAGUGCACGCCAACAACUACAAUGGCGCGAUGAGAGAUCCCGCCAAGACGGCUCACAAGGGAAAGGCAAUUCCCAAGGAUAGAGAGUGCUCUUAUCCUAACUGCAAUGCGACCGCGGCCGACACAGAGCAUUGGGGACGAUGGAAUGGCUUGACGGAGGAGAAGGAUGAAUCCAACAUCCUUUGUGCUCGAUGCCUAGCACAUGCAAACAACCAUGGUGGAAUAUGUGGAGGCCCGAGUUCUCCAACCGCGUCCAGGUCGACAUCCGGACCUGCUCAAACCCCCUGUGUGGAGAUACUGGCCCAGCAAGAAACAAACAAUAGGGAUGGGACCCAAACCAAUCAGGGCCGAAGACAGAGGACAAUGUCCUCUAACGAGCUUCUCCGGCCGGCAGAUGCGGCCAUCCCCCAGGUCCAGGACCUGGAGGGAUUCAAUCGCCGAUACCUCAACCACCCGGCCCUAAACGUGGUGGUCGUCCGCGUGGGCCGGGGUCGGUUCCGCAUCCCGGUCUCCAUCGUGGAGAUGUCGGUCCAAGACCGCGAGGCGCUUGAUGAAAACACCAUCGCCUUCAUCAAGCACCUCGCGCUCCUGAUGAUUCCGGAUGGCAUCCCGGAGGAGUGGCGAGACUGGCUCGUUACUGAGGUCAAUUUCAAUGCUUACAACCGGAAGCCAAGCAACAUGUCGCAUUGCCGACAAAUCCGCGAGCAAGCCAAUGCGGACAUCCCCAUGUCCGCAAACGCGAUCAACAUCCUCGCAGCACAAUGCUGCCUCCUCGGAAACGUGCCCAUCGCCCCCCCAGGCACACAUCCGGGCAGGCGGCGGAGGCUUCAUCCUCGACGGAAACCUUCGUUUCGUCGAGGGGAAGCUCGUCUGCCCGGAUGGGACGGUCGUCAGGGCCAAGCUGUGGUCAUCGUCGACCCAGUCGACGAUGAAGAGGCCGAGCCGGCUCCCGGAGCCGUGCUCGGCCCCGUUGCCCAGCCUCGGCGCCACCCUCUCAAACUGGUGAACUUCGGUGGCGUCGGCGCCAAGAUCCUCAAAACCAUCGUCUGGAUCUUGGCAGCCCUCACCGUUUGCUACCUGGCAUUCCUGCUGCUGGCAAUUGGCAUCCGGCUUGCCAACCACCCCGGUCUCCGACCUGCAAGGGUCAUCACAGCUUUCACCGCGCAGUGUCAUGGCGCAAUAAGGGGCUACAGGAAGAAGCUCGUAGUCAGCAAGUAG
This is a messenger RNA of Thyridium curvatum, 1875 nucleotides long. RefSeq lists its product as uncharacterized. NCBI's taxonomy places the organism in Eukaryota, Fungi, Ascomycota, Sordariomycetes, Thyridiales, Thyridiaceae. The transcript is spliced from 3 exons. The record is from RefSeq and is a predicted model, not a curated record. The coding region runs from base 1 to 1875 and encodes 624 amino acids.